Molecule: messenger RNA, 1849 nt
Organism: Tribolium castaneum (red flour beetle)
Lineage: Eukaryota; Metazoa; Arthropoda; Insecta; Coleoptera; Tenebrionidae
Gene: sra
Product: sarah
Exons: 2
Coding region: 185-850 (221 amino acids)
Biological process (GO): calcium-mediated signaling
Cellular component (GO): cytoplasm; nucleus
Molecular function (GO): nucleic acid binding; calcium-dependent protein serine/threonine phosphatase regulator activity
Source: RefSeq, a predicted model, not a curated record
CCUGACAUUUGGCAUUUGCAAUUGUUGGGUUGUGUUUUUUGCACUUUGAUAUUGCAAUGUUUUUGUGUUAAAAUUUAGUAGCGUAAGAGUUAGCCUUGAUUAGUUUAGCCGAAAAAGUGCGCAUUGUUUUAUGGGGUUUAAACCGCGGUAGAUCCUGUGUCGGUGAAUUUAAUCCAAUUUUUCAAUGGCUGAAAGCAACGGCGAAAUGGACGACGAUAUCAUCAUUAACGACCAAGACGGCCUUCCCAACGUGCACCCCAACCUGCUGGCGGAGGCCGACAUCGACAGCCCCGAGCAUGUGACCGACGACGAGUUCGAGGACCUGCCGACGUCCCUCAUCGUCACCAACAUCCACGACAGUGUCUUCACCUCGCCCGAGAAAAAGCGCGAAAUGGAGAACCUGUUCCGGAACUUCGACCCGGACGUGACAUUCCAGUGGCUGCGCAGUUUCCGAAGACUGAGAGUGAACUUCCAGACGCCCGUGGCAGCCGCCAGCGCCCGCAUUCAGCUCCACCAAUACAAAAUCAACGACUCAGUGAUUACGUGUUACUUUGCUCAACCCGUCACCCCCGUCAAAAACCCCAGCCUGCAGCCGCCAGCCCCCUUCAAGCAGUUCCUAAUCUCGCCGCCGGCGUCGCCCCCCCUCGACUGGGAGCCCCGGCCGGAAGGUGAGCCCAUUAUCAAUCAUGACCUUCUUGCAGCUUUGGCCACCCUCACGCCGGGGGCGUCGCACGAGGUGCACCCCCCCUCCCCCGGCCAGCCCAGCAUCGUGGUGCACACGGCCCUGGGGGCGGACGGCGUGGGGGCCAAAGGCAGGAUGCCACAGACGUCGUGUCCGGAACGGAGUUAAUGAUUUGUACAGGUCUUCAAGGUUAUUUUAAGUGUGAGCUUCAGAGCCUCUCAAUAUGUCAAUUUCUCUCUAUGUAGAAUCUGUCACUCAUUUAUUAUGGAAUUACGUGAUUCAUUUGUUGGUUGUAACUGUAUCAUUAAUUUAACUCAAUGUGAUAAUAAAGGUGUUGCUAAUAAAAGAUAAUUUCCUAAAGUACUCAGCGGGAAUUUGAGACAGGUUGGCCCUGAGUUUAAUGCCAUCAGCUGGCAACUUCAAACAGGAAUCUGUAAUUAUUUAUUGAAGAAAACAGCAACCAAUUUUAUAUUCAACCUAGAUUCAAGCAAUUGAUUAUGAAAUUGGGGUGGAAAAAAUUAUCAGAAGUACUCAGUUUAGAAGAAAUUUUCUUUUUGUAAUUACAAAACUCGAGAACUUCCUUUGUAUGUUUAUUAAUGACAACGAAUUUAAAUGUUUAGUUCAUGCUAGUCUUUAGUCUGUGAUUUUUUCUCUUUUCACCAGAUUAUUUAUAAAUAGUUUCGUAUAUUGUUUAUUUUUUGCUUACAAUCUUUACACGAGUUACGAAAUUCGGUAACUUUAAAAAUGAUAAAACUAAAAUUUUAUUGGUUUAUUUGGUUGUGACAAAAAUUAUCGAUUUAAAGUUGCUGCAGUUUCGUCGAAAACAAUAUUGAUCAACUUUAUGAAUAAAAAAGAGUGUAAACGUACCAAAAAUACGGAUACGUAUUUUGUAAAAUGGCUAUGUAUAUUUUGUAUAGUCGUAAUGUAUGUCCACUGACUUUCUCGAAUUAUUCUGCAAUUAUGAAGCUUGAAAUUACAUAAUUACGUAUGGGAUUAAGUUUAUUUUUAGAUAAUUUGUGCCUGUUUCCGACUAUUUUUCAAGCUAUAUCCCUGAACAAUAGUUCGAACAAUGUCCGUAUCCACCUCUUUAUUUCAAUGGUAAUAAAAUAAACAAAAAGACGUUAACUAUGUAUCUAUGUGUAAAUAAAGUUAUUCGUUGAUAAAUCA